This is a messenger RNA of Penicillium cataractarum, 1221 nucleotides long. Its product is annotated as bZIP transcription factor. The transcript has 3 exons. Bases 1 to 1221 code for a protein of 406 amino acids. Lineage: Eukaryota; Fungi; Ascomycota; Eurotiomycetes; Eurotiales; Aspergillaceae. The record is from RefSeq and is a predicted model, not a curated record.
AUGCCAACCGGAAGGUCAGACGAAAGCGAGCGAGGCUCUUUAGUUUCGGACGACCUUCGGCGAUUGCGUACGGGAAAGCGAGGGAGACCCCCAAUUGACCCUACGCAAAAAGGCUUAGUGGAGAGGCGCCGUAACCAAGUUCGGAAAGCACAACGGGCUUAUAGGUCUCGAAAAGGGGAAGAAGCUGCUCUUCGCAUGAACUACGUACAGGUUCUUGAAAAUCGAAUUGAGCAUAUGAGCCGGUCUUUCUUUGAACUGCUAUCCCAUAUUACAAACGCGGAAAUUACUCAGAGGCAGCCAGAACUUUCACGCGAGAUCCAAAGUAUUACUCGCGAUUUUAUAUCUGCUUCUCAGAUUAUCGAGCCUUUCAAGGAGCCACAACGUGAUGAUGGAUAUGUCUACCAUAACCACUUAAGAGCUGACCCAAAUCCGCCAAGGCGAGGCCCGUCAUCCAAUGCGCGCACUACUUGCUCUACGGAAUUACCAGGACCAAUCACUAUACCUACCGAAACAUCAAUGCCCAGUCUUGCACCUGCGUUAGGGCUUCCCAUUCCUUUCCUCGAAACACGAAUCCUAUCACCGAGGAAUUUCGCGGAGCGGCUUUAUUUUAAUUGCAUCAAGCGGGCUCAUGGCCUGUUAACUAACCCGCAUGCAGAUGGGGCUGAAGUCACCAGAGUUUUCCAGUAUUCAUUCCAUUACUCGGACGCUAGCACGAUGAUUUCGACCUUUGACAUCUUGCUACGGACUAAUGCCGAUUACCGAACUGCAUAUGUGUAUAGUUUGGGUGGUGCAGGGACCCAUUACCAAGACGGGCAGGGAGAUCCUGAUAUUGUCCAGAACGUCUCGGUAGGACAAGAGAUGCUAUCUAAAAACGACGAUGAAAUGUGGUUCGACCCUCGGGAUAUCGAGGGCUGGCUUGAAGAGAAUGGACUUGUUAUUGGAGGGACACAGUCCUUUAUGUAUUUGUCGGACUUGCGAUCAUUUGAAACGGGCAGGGCUGCGACAUUACGUCCCGAAAGUGAGGGUUCACAGCGGGAUAUCCAGCAAAGUGCGAAGGUCCUCAACGUGGACCGAUUUCUUCAGGUUGACCGCGCAUUUUCAACAGAGCUUCUUUCGAGGGGUGUGUGUUUAGGAUGUGCACCAGGAUUCCGUCGUUUGGAUGUCGAAGCGGCAUUCAACCUGGCGAUAUCAGAUGACACAGCUUUCAUUUUUGAACUAUAA